Molecule: messenger RNA, 6544 nt
Organism: Amoebophrya sp. A120
Lineage: Eukaryota; Dinophyceae; Syndiniales; Amoebophryaceae
Source: the annotation of a GenBank genome assembly
AGGCACAAUUUAGUCGACCCCCCUGAUCGUGAACGACCCCACGGCCAUGAGCAUGACAUUUUAUCAGUAGAACUUCAUGUUGCAGCUGCAACAGGUGUGUAGUCGUGAAACGGGUAUAAGUAAGCAUUUCUUGUUUGUAGAUGAAACCCCACUCGACACUGAUGUGGGAAUGCUUUUCUUGAAGUCAAAAUCGAAACGCAAACACCUCACGCGUCGUGCGCCACAGUAUCAUUGAUUUGAUGCAUUUUUAGGCAAAAGCUGCAAACCCAACCUAUGUGUUGCGUUGGAUAGUCGAAAUGCUUUGUCAAGACCACGGUUUUGAGAAGUAUGCCAACGUGCUGCUGGGCCAAGAACUAUCAUGGAGGAUAUUCUGAGAUGGGUGCUCGGCUACCCUGCUUCUACCGAGCCUGCCGAGCCCGGCGAGACACAAAGUAAGGCUCUUGACAGAAGUAAAUCUUCCUCGUCUGGAGAGGACGGGCGUGGGGUCGUUGCAACAGCACCCGGUAGCAGGUAUGGCCGCCAGAGUAAGAGGACGCGAGCCGCGGGCGCGGCCACAACGGGGGCCAACAAAAACGGGCAGAGCAAAGGCUCUGCUGCUCCUCCUACGGCGCCACGACCUGGUCGUGACGCCACAAACAACAAGAAUGUAGAGGAACUACAGAACUCCCCCCCUGCCGUGCGUGGGGAUAAAAUCAAUGCAAGCGAGCACCGGGCGUAUAUGAAAGAGCAGCACAAUUGGGGAGAGGACACGCUAGACCCCCGGCGGCGCCUGUCAAGUCACGCCACAUUAUUCGCGUGCUGCUGCUGUGCCAUUCUGGUCUGUGGGCUCGCCGUGGGCAUGCUGGUGGUGUGGUACGAGGCUACCAAAGGGACAACCAACACAACUUCUUCCAGCACAAGCAGCACCGAGGUGGACCAAACUGCAGGCGACUCGGCCCUGGCGGCGGCAGCGGAACACGUGACCGACCAGCUGCUCCUCGAGCAGCGCGGCCGGGCCCAGCACGUAAGCGUGCUCGAGGACCUCUUUGAAUUCGAUCUGGAGACGAGCACCACCAGCGUCAGCACCGAAGACGUGUUCGGGUCCACGGGGUCCCUGGUGCUGGAGCAGGUAACGCAAGCGACGCAAACGGACGCGAAAACGCUCCGCCUCAUCGGGCUGCUAGCCAAGAACCCCUACCUGUCCUACUACGCGGAGGAGAUGGCGGACUCGUGGCUCCUCAAGCAGUGGGACGCGGUUCUGAACGAGGAAAUCAACCAGAAAACGGCACAGCAAAUCAAGGAACAGGCGCUCCAGCAGCUCCCCAGCCUGGAUCCGGAGGCGGACUGGGAAAAGAUCUGGAUGCUGGAGCGGAUGCAGCAGUUCGACUUCAUCGUGGGCAGUUUCGCAGACACACAGGUGGGGAACGCCGACGUGGAAGACAACAAGGGCGGCUGGACCUUCCACGCGCAGCGCCUGUCCAACGGCGAGCAUAAGUUGUGGCUCAAGCUACGGGGCACGUCCAACGCCCGUGAUUGGGUCACCAACCUAAACAGCCAGUACAAGGAAACCGCCAUUUACGAACAGGAAAUGCGAUUUCGUUCGAAUCCACUUCCACAUAUAAAAAUUUUCACUGCAAUCAUCGCAAUCAAUAAAUGAGAAGUCGUUUCAUCUGCCAAUUUGGGUGGAACAAAUUUGUCAUCCUCAAGGGAAAGCGGAAGGCGAGCCGCCGCUUUUUCCGCGUCGCAAAGAAAUCUUCUAGCAUAGCACGGAUAACGUGAUAGUGUGACGACGAGAUGACCACUGCUCGUGAGCUCUCACUACGUACUCACGCAAGUGCGUCUGAGUAUGAGUAUCUAGCUUGAUGUUGAAAAGGAAAACCAAAUCUCUUUGUGGCCUCCUACAGUUCAGUAUGCGAAUGACCACAAUGAAUCUGAAUGAGAUUGAGACUCCUCCUCCUGAUGAAAAAGAUCUGUCUUUUGGAAGAUUGCAGUGAAAUAAAACAGCGAUGUGUUUGCGGAUAUUCAUAUUUUUUCCUUCGAUAGCAGCCACGUGGAGAAGGGCGUCGGAUUUGCCCGGGGGUUCUCCAACAAACUUGGAUUCAUAGGCACCGAGAUGCGCGACGGGACGGCCGCAGUGAAGACCUUUGACGCGAGCAUCGCCGCCUCGGAGGUCGCGCAGGCGGACAGGGCCGCCCUGUACCCCGGAGCGCAGCAAGUGUCGUGCUGCGAUGACAAGCUGGUGCGCAACACCGCGGACAAACGGGACACGGAGAGGCUCGCAUACGUGGACAACACCUACGGAAUCGCGUACCGAGCCAUUCAGGAGUACAUGAAAAAACACGGUAUCCGGUUCUUCCACCACGUGGUCGUCACCGGCCACAGCCUGGGCGGCGCGCUCGCCCAAAUCGCCACGGCGCUCCGCAACAAGAGCCGCGACUACCCGGACCUGAUCGCAAACCAGCUUCAGCGGGACGGGCUGCAGAACACCGACUUACGGUUUGGGACCAAAAACUUCGGCGCCGCGGUGGACACACUGGAAGCCAUAUGGCAGCUGGCGGGCGCUUUCGCCGACAAUUUUCGCAGCUAUGGGUGGGCGCCCGCCCCCGCGUUGCUGCUGGUUUCUGCGGUGAACCCGGAGGGCGUGGCGGAGCCGCCGUCGGCCUGGAGCAAAAUUAGCCAAGCGUUUCAGGCUGCAACCGGCAUGAACGCGGACGCGGUGGCCGCGGAGCACGCACUGCAGGACGCAAAGAUGAACGAUAGCGGGUCGCUCCUCGUGCAGCGCCUGCGGCGCGAGUACCGCGUGGGCUUCUACGGCGAGGAUCCCGUGCCCAGGGUGCCCUGCUACACCAUGAUGUUCCACCCCGAGCCCCGGUCCGCAUUGUACGUUGCAGCGGACGCGGACGACGCAGCCAAGGACCAGCUCAGCACCGAGACUGGCUGGUCGUCAGACAUUUUUGCCGUGCUCAGCAGCGCAGGUGUCAGAAAAAUGCCCGCGCCCACUGGUGAAGUUCAAGGUCUUGCGCCCGCGCAACCCGCAGAUGCUGGAGCUGGUGCGGCUCCAUCCGCGCUUCUCCUGACGAGUCCCGCCUCCACUGCAGAACAACUCGCACACCGAAGUGCAGUCGCCGCGGAGCCGCCAGAUAAAGUUGAUCUUGCACAGCCCCCGGUCGAUGUUGGUGACAAGACGGCCAUGCAGCCAAGCGUUGUUCUACCUAAGAAAAGAACUACCGAGGAACCCGCAGCACUUCCGACGGGCAGCCCCAGUGGAGGACCGCAUAUUUCCUCCGCCGUAGCCGCGCCUGCUCCAGAUCCUCCCGAUGAAGCGAGUCAGAGUCCCGCACAGGACAAUGCGUCGAUAUUGGGUUCUUCUGGAGGCGGUACAACUAGUACGCAGAUGUUGACUACUCAUGCUGAUGAUGCAUCUAGCACCUUGUCCUCAUCCUCGUACUCCUUUUUGGCAUCCAAAAGUCUCAAGGAAAAGAGUGCGCGGAACGAGGUGGAGCAUGGAGCUCCAGGACAGAUAGCACAAGUAGCCUCAGGAAGCGCUAGAAGUCAGAGGUCUUCCUCUUCCCGCACACGACCAGAGACGCUGUUGGAAGAAGAGUUCGCUUCCGCGUCGGCCACGUCCUCAAGCAGCGCGGGGCCGACGACGAUUCUGUUUCGACUCGGGGGCGCUCGGUUUCGCCAGUUGAGCGGCACCAACUGCCGCUCGACCCCCGAGCUCGCUUCGCAAGGCCUCACCCUAACCGAGGGGCACGUGCAGGCCGGCACGCAGGUGAUUUUGCAGCUGAAGCAGCUCCUGGACGCGGCGCACCACAAGCACCACCUCUGGCAGGUGUUUGCCGAACUCCAACACGAGAUCGCCUCGUUUAGCGGGGACCUUACCGAGCGGGACCUGGACGCGUACUACGAGGCCCUGCAGCUGCGGGAGACGCUGGCCUGGCUGUGGCUGGCGCUCUGGCUGCUCCCGAUAACGUGCUUCUCCUAUCCCGUGUAAAAACAUCCCCACCCCAGAGUUGUCAUGCAGAUUUGCACUGACAGAAACAUUUGUAAUGCGCAUCACCAUGAGAGGAAUUUCUAGUCGUGUUGUGGCAUUUGUAAUGCUGUAACCAGGAUCAGCAGAUGGAUUUGUGAUGCGUUUUCCCUUGCUAACCUCCUGCACUACACUUCUACGGACGGAAACUUGUGAUGCACGAGUCCCAAAACUUCUAGGUUUGUGUUGCAAAGUCCCCAUUUUGACUCUGGUGUGGGGACGUUUUUAGUCAGGAUAUCUCCUGCCUCGUGUUCUGUUGCUUGGACGGCGGCAAUAUCAAAUGCAAAAAUGUCUGGGUCUGGAAGAAUGCGCGAUUUGUCAUGCUGCUUUUCCAUGACCAAUGAGGUCUGGAAUGCAGGACCUAGCAAGACAGAUUCUGUGCGAUCUCUCUCAUGCCUAUCCUGCAUGAGGAACUCCCUCCCGACUUGGUGAAAACUGGACGACUUUUGGUAAUCAUGCAACGCUGAUUUUUGCGUGCUUCAGAUUUAGCAUGACAAGUUGCAAUCUUCCAGGAGACCCCGACACUUUUACAUUUGAUAGGCAAACCCGAGGGCGGAUCGCCGUCCAACACCUGGUGGUUUGAUGCGUACUACCCCCCGCCCAGCGAUUCCGAUAGGCACAAGUUCUAUCAGGACCAGGGCCGUGGCCAAGAAGAAAAGGCAAUGCAGACCAUCGCUCCCAGUCCCGGAACGGAUACGGAGCAGCGCGCCGUCACUUUAGAACAGAAGAACCAAGCGGCGCGCCACGCAGCUGACGCGUGGCACCAGAGGACGCCCUGGUGGCAGUGGGACUGGGGCGGGGAUCCCUACGGAAGUGUCCGCCAGGCUGUAUGAAAUGUAAAAAUGUCUGGGUCCGGAAGAUUGCGAGAUUUGUCAUGCAUAUUUCGGAUCACGCAAAUGGCGUCUGAUGCAGGCAAAAGCAUCACAGGUUUUGAGCACGCCUCAUGAUGCCUGUCCCGCAUGAGAGACUUCCUACUUGUGUGCCAAGAAGUGGACAGCUUUUGGCGCUCAUGCAACACACAUUUUUGUGUGAUCCAGAGUUUGCAUCACAAGUUCUAACCAUUCCAGACCCAGACAUUUUUACAUUUGAUAGGCUGCGCGCCGGAUAAAAACAGCCUGCUGUUCCUGUUGUGGCGGGCGUGAAGAAAGCGACCGCGACGUGCAGAACGAGAAGUAUAAUUACCACUAUGGAAAUUACUAUAAAGACCAAGACGGAAGAGGCUACAAGAACAACUACUACGAAGGCUAUUACAACAAGAACGAACACGUCGAGGACCAGCAUAAAGACUACAGAUACAAGUACAAUAAGGGCUACGAAAAUGAUUUUUACGAUGACGGCUAUGAUGAUAUUAGCGGCUAUCGUCAGCGCGGAGGCGAUGAUGAAAACAACGGGUACAAUGAAAACACCGGGCGAUUCGAUCAAUAUAACAAUGCCGGCGCGCGGAGCAACCGGCGCAACGAAAACUUCGACCGAGCGUAUGGCGGGACGAGCGCGAGCCCUUCUAGAACAAACACCCCCGGGCGAGGCACGCAAGCUCAACAGCUUGCUCCGGGCACGUCGGUGCAACAGUUGCAAACUAAGGGCCUGGAAGAUGAUGCGCACCAGCAGCGUGCUGGAGCCGCGCCGCUUCGACGCGCUACGGGAACCGCAGCUGUACAUCUUCACCAGCAACAGCAAAACAAGAAUUUUUACGACAAAGACAAUAGGCAAAUUAUGCGGCCACAGACUGCACCACACGAAGAUUAUUCAGUUACCAGUAGUCCUUACGGAAAAGGGCAAGGAGCUGUCGAUCGCGACAGAAACAAUUACGGUGGGUACGACAACGCAAGAGGUGGGCCGAAAUCCUUCAACCAAGCCCCGCAGUCGCAGCAGGGAAAGAAUAGAGGCCCAGACUACGGGGGCCCGCGUGGCGGAUAUGAUAAUUACACAAACUACGCAAUCUCGGGCGGACACACUACAAAUUUACCAAGACUAGGGCCAAUACCGAGGAACCUCUACGCCGGAGAGGGAGAGGCGCAUCAAGUUGAAGAGGCAGAAGCAGCUGCUAGGGAAACGGAAACGCACAUCAGUUCGAAUCUAGAUGUAGACGAAGACGAAAGUGAAAAGCGGUAGCGUCAGUGUGGUAACAAAAAAAUUAAAGCAAGCAAAAAAAAUAAACAAAAAGCUUGAUGUUGAACAGGAACAAGCAACGACGACCAAAAAAAAAAACAGAAGUAACCUCCUGCUCCGGAUGAGUCGUGUCCUCAUUAUACAUAGUCGGUGCCGACAAUGUAAUUCUUUAUGGCCGCACAAAUAGAAAUGCGCACGCACGUGAUGCGAUAAUCAACUGCGAAAAGCCCUACUUGAAAAUAGAUGGCUGGAAAAGCGGCGCGAGGGCGAUUUUUUCACUUCUCAAGGAGGACAAGUUCAAUUAUGGUCGUCUUUUAUGUAAGAAUAGCUUGUUGCUGUGGUGUCCGUCUGACGCAGACGCUGACAUGAUCGUGACAUCACUGUCCAUUGCCCGGACACCGCAAAAAGCAGCCGAGAUGCGAG